Messenger RNA from Amorphotheca resinae ATCC 22711, 3409 nucleotides. RefSeq lists its product as hypothetical. Gene Ontology annotation, cellular component: plasma membrane. Gene Ontology annotation, biological process: intracellular magnesium ion homeostasis; magnesium ion transmembrane transport. The coding region runs from base 299 to 3061 and encodes 920 amino acids. Gene Ontology annotation, molecular function: magnesium ion transmembrane transporter activity. NCBI's taxonomy places the organism in Eukaryota, Fungi, Ascomycota, Leotiomycetes, Helotiales, Amorphothecaceae. The record is from RefSeq and is a predicted model, not a curated record. The transcript is spliced from 3 exons.
CACCAACACGAGCGCGUCUUCCUUUCCAUCCAUAAUAGCGAUAUUCUCCAAAUAUCUUUUGAUUUCCGAAUUGAUUGCGGUCACAUCUAUAUUGAAUCCACUAGGUGAUGGGUGUUGUACUACCGAGUUUACCUGAUCCCGGCCUUUGGAGCUCUGGCCUCGCCCCCGCAGAGAUAAGGACGCGGGAGACAGCUUCAUAUGUCCUCUCAACUCAUCAAUUGGUACUGAGGUAUUACGUUACCGGCGAUAGAGGCCGACAAAGAUAAAAUAAAGCGCAAAUCCUAAUCUGACCGCCAACAUGUCGGCGUCAGCUCCACCUCGAAUGGCGAAACAGUCCCCGCCGGAUACACCCCCUCGACGACCAGAGCCUACAGCUCUGCAAACAACCCAGCCCGAUGGCGGUGCAUCGGCUGUAUCUCUGGAACCGGAGGCUUCUUCGCAAACCUUCCCAAAGAAGAAGAGAAAUCACAGGGGCGGGAGGAAGAAACGCGCAAGAAAGCCGUCUUUCGCUGCGUCCACUGAGGAUGGAUCGGGCAUGCCGGAAACACCACAGACCCGGCCGGGGGGGCAUUCUCAGAGCGCUGCAAGGGCGAGCUUUUACGGGCUUCAAGGACGCAAUUUGAGCAACACUAGUCUCGAGAGCGAGUCACUUCUGGAUCACAGAGAGCAGCAAAGCAUGAGGCCUCGAAGGUCUUCAACAAUGGGUGGUGUCUUUGACCAGCAUCAAUACAAAUCCCCUUCUUCUUACAGACCUCAAUAUCAGACUCCUUUCAAAUCCGCCGAUACUGUCGGUCGCCGACCAAGGACUGGCAAGGAGGAAAGCGAUGGGGAAGACGAAGUGAUAGAUGAGAGAGCACCACUGAUCUCAUCUUCGUCCAGAUCGAAAAGUCCUGCGGCUACUUUUACGGGGCAUCGUACAUACAGUGGAGAGCCGUCGAAAUUGUCCCGGCACAGCUCAACUAAUAAUAGACGGGCAUCCAGCAAGUCGUCAUCCGAUAGCAGAAAGAAAACGAUAUUCGAUGCGCAGACUCCAAUUUAUCAACAGCAUAGUGAAGAAUACAAUGUCAAUUGUCCACCAUCGGUACCUGGCAGCCCCGUGCUCGGCUCAUCGAAGCGCGAUAUUAAUUUUGGAGAUAUGUUGACACGAGACCACCUUGAAUCUCCAUUGGGGUCGCCUCGGCGCGCACGCGACCACAUAAGUGAACAGGCAAUUGAUUCUUCGCGACCAGGAUCACCUAAGAGGGAACCUGGAUACGAUGGGCGGAGGCAUACAAUUGCUGUAUCGGCCGAAGAGGAUGUCUGCUUUCCAGUUGAAGGGAUGUCGGAGCUGGCAGAUGACGAGGCAGCUCAACGGGAAGGCAUUGCUUACAAAAGAGAGAACGGAAUAAGACGAAGGAGGGGCAAGUGGCCAGAUCUAUCUAUAUUGGAUGAAUGGAGUAGAUUUGAAAAAGAGGGGAGAAGUGAGGAACGUCGGGUCAAGAGAAUCACUGAGCCUAAGUUGAUUGGAGGACGAUUGAGACCAAUUCACAAAGGCUGGCAUCGCGCCGAGGACGAUUCCCCAUACAGAUUUACAUAUUUCAACGAGGAAUUUCCGAGUACGAUCCAUAGCCAGACGAUAUCGGAACUAGUUCAACCGGGGGGCAGUUUUAGGGAGCUUUUUAUACCGGAUCCUCCGUUAUUGAGUGAUUCUGAGUCGAGCGACGAAGAGGAAGGAUAUCCUCUUUCUCGAGAUGAUUCCCAUAUCCUCCACAACCGCGGAACGAAUGGCGAGUCAACCGUAACCCGCCAGACCACAUUGGUUGAUGAUCCAAGGCGGGACUCGAGACGUCUUGGGCAAGUACUAAGCAAUGAUUCCAAACAGUCAACAUCGUCCAAACGUUCAACAUCGGUAGCAGGCGGCGAGAGGAAAAGUUCCCGGGGCGUAGCAAGUAUGGAUAUUCCAAAUGGCGGUGUGAAGUCUCCGGAGCCCGAGAAGUUGCCCCCCGAGAAGCUGCCCAGCCCUGAACCCAACAUCAAUAUAUCAAAGGAAAAGUCCAAAUCCUAUGGCGAACGCCCAACAUGGUGGCUGGAUGUCCUUUCUCCUACGGAUGAUGAAAUGAAGGUCCUCUCCAAAACAUUUGGCAUCCAUCCCUUGACCGCUGAGGAUAUCAUGAUGCAGGAGGCACGCGAGAAAGUCGAGUUAUUCCGGAAUUACUACUUCGUCAACUACCGGUCUUUCGAACAAGACAUAAACAAUGAAAAUUUCUUGGAACCUGUCAACGUGUAUGUUGUUGUUUUCCGAGAGGGGGUCAUCAGCUUUCAUUUCGCAAUGACACCGCAUCCUGCCAACGUUCGAAGGAGAAUUCGACAGUUGAAAGAUUAUCUGAUCUUGAGCUCGGAUUGGAUAUCAUAUGCCAUUGUUGAUGAUAUUACCGAUGCCUUUGCCCCUUUGAUCCAUACUAUCGAGGACGAGGUUGAUGAUAUUGACGAUGCGAUUCUGAGACUCCAUUCCCCAGCAGCUCCCGAAUACGGGAAGAUGCGCAAUGAAGACGAGAAGAGAUCAGAAGCCGGAGAUGGAACUUCAGGUGAAAGUGGCGGUGAUAUGCUUCGACGGGUCGGCGAUUGUAGGAAGAAAGUGAUGGGUCUGUAUAGACUAUUGGGCAACAAGGCCGAUGUAAUCAAGGGUUUCGCAAAGCGCUGCAAUGAGCACUGGGAAGUCGCCCCACGCUCCGAGAUUGGGCUUUACCUGGGAGAUAUCCAAGAUCACAUUGUGACAAUGACUGGAAACUUAUCUCACUAUGAAAAGAUACUAGCACGCUCCCACGCCAAUUACCUUGCACAAAUCAAUAUCCGCAUGAAUGAGCGGCAAGAGCAAACGGCCGAUGUACUGGGCAAACUCACCGUCCUCGGUACCAUAGUACUGCCUAUGAACAUCAUCACCGGGCUCUGGGGAAUGAACGUUUGGGUCCCAGGUCAGGAGUAUGAGGGCGAUUUGACGUGGUUCUGCUGCAUUACUGGCGGAUUGUUAGUGUUUGGAUUUGCAUGCUUUUUCAUUGCUAGGGCGCUGUAUAGGAUCGUGUAACGUGAGGCGAAGCCGAAGAAGUGUUCUGGAGCCGCUGCAGGAGGCGUUGAACGUUGUGCGGUAGAAGAAUAUCUCGAUGUGGCGCUGUGUUGUUGUUGGAAACUGGAAACAAGGAAUACGAACUUGCAUGCUGUUUAUUUGGUUAUACGAAAAGACCAUGGGAGAUUGUACGUAGAGAGCGGCAUAGAGACUGGUUAUACGCAUGGCAUAUAGGUAAGUACGCACAGGAUACGGAGUUGGAUAGGUAUGCUCCUCUACGGUCAUUGCAUAAUAGUAGACAUAAUAUAUACGGGCAUUCAUCAUAGGACGGAAGUCCAGGGUUUCGGGAUUGUAGUUUGAGAAAUGCCC